This is a messenger RNA of Scophthalmus maximus (turbot), 3844 nucleotides long. It is a transcript of the gene st8sia5, whose product is annotated as ST8 alpha-N-acetyl-neuraminide alpha-2,8-sialyltransferase 5. NCBI's taxonomy places the organism in Eukaryota, Metazoa, Chordata, Actinopteri, Pleuronectiformes, Scophthalmidae. The transcript has 9 exons. The record is from RefSeq and is a predicted model, not a curated record. Gene Ontology annotation, molecular function: alpha-N-acetylneuraminate alpha-2,8-sialyltransferase activity. Gene Ontology annotation, biological process: oligosaccharide metabolic process; N-glycan processing. The coding region runs from base 609 to 2027 and encodes 472 amino acids.
GAGGAAAGGCGCAUCCUCCUCCUCCUCCUCCUCCUCCUCCUCCUCCUCCUUUUCACAUUUCAGUCACGCGGCUUUGCUCACCUUGAGAUGAAGCACUCAUCUUCCCCCCCCGUCGCGACUCACGUCUGUAUUCUAAUUGAAACAAAUGCAAGCCUCGGCACCUCCUCUGUAUCUCAUUAAACCAUUCGGGAUUCAUUCUGGACAGACGUGCGCGCGUUACUCUGGAUAGUCUGGAUUGCUUUGCCUUCCGACCCAGCGGCUGCCCCUCGUCGAGACAGUUCAUGUUUUUUUUUCUUUCUCCACCCAUCUGUUUGCAGUAUCUUUAGAAUACACGCACACACACACACACACACACACCCGUUUACACAUAUGAUUCAUUCAGGCAGAAUCGGAUACGGAGGCAUCCGCGCUUUGUCGAGAUCGCGGCUGGUGGCGCAUUGCGUUGCUUCUCGCCGAAGCGCCGAGGAUGUGAUGGCGUGAGGGCUGCGAAACAUCCACAGUGAGGUGAUGGACAGUGUGCACGAGUCCAGCGGGCACCAGACACCUGCGCUCCCGGUCCUGCGUGCUGCGGAGAGGGACACCUAGCCGGGUGUCACCGCCAGCCCCGGAUGCUGCGCCGAAGAAUGGGAUACUCCGACCCAUCGUCGGGUAAAGACAUCCUCGGCAACAGAUCUCUUUGUUUCAUAUUUAUUUGCGCAUUUGGACUCGUCACACUGCUGCAGCAGAUCCUCUAUGGGAAGAACUACAUCAAGAGUGCGCAACAGUUUAGCCGACUCAAAGGGGACGAGACAGGAAAUUGGACCGGUCCCGUUAAUUUCUCCGAUGACGGAUCGCUGAAGCCUGCCAGAAAUGGAAGGAAAAGAUGUUUCCGUCAGAAUUUUCAGCCAGAUUCACAGAUCUCCGUAAUAGUCACACCCUGCCUACUCGAUAUUAAGAAGAAAAAAAAACGCUCUCAAAGGUAUCUGGAAAACUAUGAUGGCUCCUAUGACUACAACUCCACUGCAUGCAGGGAGCUCAGGCAGGAGAUUAUGGAUGUCAAAGUGCUGACAAUAAACAUGGUUAAUCGGAAAAAACAUGGCCAUGGGUAUCCUUCCUCAUUCCACAAGUCUCUCUGCCUGUCUGCCAGGGUGAAAACCUCCGACCUGUUUGAGAGGUGGCGGAACCUGCAGGUGUGUAGGUGGGAGCAGAACAAGGAGGAGACCAGCAACUUCAAGAUGUCUCUAUCUCGAUGCUGUAACGCUCCUUCAUUUUUGUUCACCACCAAGAGGAACACACCUGCAGGGACCAAGCUGAGGUACGAGGUGGAUACCAGUGGUAUCCUUCCCAUCACCGCUGAGGUCUUUAAGAUGUUCCCAGAUGACAUGCCGUAUUCCAAAUCGCAGUAUAAGAAAUGUGCUGUUAUUGGGAAUGGCGGCAUCAUCAAGAACAGCAAAUGUGGAAAGGAAAUCGAUUCAGCAGAUUUUGUGUUUAGGUGCAACAUACCACCCAUAAAUGAGAAGUAUUCAGCUGAUGUUGGCACUAAAACAGAUCUGGUGACAAUAAAUCCGAGCAUUAUUACUGAGAGAUUUCAGAAGCUGGAGAAAUGGCGGCGGCCGUUUUUUGACGUCCUGCAGAAUUACGAGAACUCCUCCGUGGUGCUUCCAGCCUUCUACAACACCCGCAACACGGACGUGUCGUUCAGAGUCAAGUACAUGCUGGAUGACUUUGACUCCCAGAGAGGCGUGUUCUUCUUCCACCCACAGUACCUGCUCAACGUGCAGCGCUUCUGGGCGGUGCAGGGCGUCCGGGCCAAGCGGCUCAGCAGCGGCCUGAUGCUCGUGACCGCUGCCUUGGAGAUGUGCGAGGAGGUCCACCUCUACGGUUUCUGGGCAUUUCCCAUGAACCCCUCUGGCAUCUUCAUCACCCACCACUACUACGACAACGUCAAGCCACGGCCGGGCUUCCACGCGAUGCCUCAUGAGAUUUUCAACUUCAUUCACAUGCAUACUCGUGGGAUCAUCCAUGUACACACGGGGCAGUGCACGUGAUCCCUCACUCCUCUGCUUUAAUGGGGAAGCUCAACAUUUUACCGUUAACUUCUUUUUUAUUUUCGAAGCAGGUUUACCUGUCAUGUUUUAUUUCAGUGAACGAGACACUUCACGAUUUUCUCCUUUGGAGCGUACACUUCUGUGCUCUCACUCAGUCAACUACACAUUGAAGGUUGCUUGCUUUAAUUACCAACACACUUUUCUUUUCGGUUGUGAAUUUAGCCCACCAAAUCACAAGGGUAACCUUUGACUCUCUGACCAUAGGAUGCUUGUUUUUAUGUGAAAAGUGGUCUUCUUAGUGAUGUUGUUUCUGUGACUUUUUUCUAGUGGCUCUGCUGUACAGAGGUGUUGUUUUUUCUACUCAACGUUGCACAGAUAUUUAUGCUGAAGUGGGGCAGCAGUGUUUGUGGGCCCCCCCGUUCCCCCUUCUCUUCUUCUCUCUUUAUCUUGGACACUCUGUGGGUGUGGCAGCUUUUAAUGUUUGUGUAAAACAAAGCCUAAACCUUGAUAUUAAGCUAAUAUUUAAAAAAUUAAAAAAAGAUGACAAAAGAUUAAAUUGUAAAAUCCAAUUGUCUACUUUUGUAAUCUAUUUCCUAUUCGCCAGAUUCAUUUGGUGAAUAUUUUAAAACACUAUCAACACGGCCUGUUUUCAAUGGCUCCGUUUCCUCCGAUAUUUCUGGUUUUAAAAAACGGAGGAUAUGAGAAGAAGCAAAGAUGUUUUUUCCUCCUUUUCUUUUUUUUUGGCUUUCUUUAUUCUUGCAAUGACACCACCUGAGCAAAACUUUGACUUUCAAAGGCCAUCUGAUUUGUCAAGCAACAGAGAACUGUUGAGCGACCCAGCCUCUUGCCAUCAUUCAUGUCUUAAGCCACGCUGCCUUAUGAGAUAUAAAACCCUUCUCUAUGAUUUUCAGCACCAACGUGUUUUGCCUGUCUUCAGAUACAUUAGCAUCCAACUAAAUCUUUGGUUCUAUUGAAUGAAUGAAAGGAUGUUUUAAGACUCUUAAAGGUGUAGACAUACAUGUGAAAGUCUCUUCUUAUAUUCUACUGGAAUUAGUGAAGUUGAAACACCGUUCAUAAUCAUGUAAUGCUCUGCAUGACUUUACUCUGUAUUAGGCUUUGUGUGUGCCUGCUUCAAUGAUCACUAAAAUAUGUUAACACUUCAGCCUCUACUGAAUCUCACAGUGCUAUUGAAGAUGUGUACAUGAACUUUUUCCCAGAAAGAUACAUGGAUUCGUCAAAGUGAAUUGUACAGUACUGGAUGCGGAUCCCAUUGAUCGAAGAUGCAAGAAUGCAGAUGGUUGUUGCCCUUUUGUGAAGUGCUCCAACACAUAUAUGAAUACUGUGUUAUUUCACCGUCCCCUUUGAACUGUGAAUAUUCAGUUUGCGCUCAAGAAAGCAUUGCUCAUUUUAACUUGUGCACUGGAAAGCUCCACGGUGCUCACUGUUAAGUUUGUUGUACAUUGCAAAAGAGACUGUACAUUUUUGUCACUCAUCUGUUCAUGCUUGGCUGUGCACUUGGCAUUUCCCCCUUUGUAUUCGAAAACAUUGCUGAUAAGAUUUAAACAGAGUGUUUCUUUCAAUUAUUUAUAUAGACUCCAUGUGAUAAUGCAGUUCAGCAAACAUGAACACCAAACAUUAUUUGGCUUGACCACUAAAUUGUUGUGCAGACACAAGUGAUUCAAGAAUGGAGAAGGAAGGGAAUCUGGUCUGUGUGCUGAAUGGAGGGAAUAUGUAACACAGUGCUUGUUAACUGACUCUGGAUCAUUCUUUAUACCGUAUUGUGUUUGUAAAUAAACUUGUUUGGAUUUUCACACUUA